Messenger RNA from Owenia fusiformis, 835 nucleotides. NCBI's taxonomy places the organism in Eukaryota, Metazoa, Annelida, Polychaeta, Sabellida, Oweniidae. The record is from the annotation of a GenBank genome assembly.
UGAGGGUGAAAUCAUUAAAUGAGGGAUCCUUCAUAAUGUUCGGCCUGAAUGUUAAAGUAGAUGCUGGUGAGCAGUGCCAAUGGAACGUCGGGAAAUCUGUUCGUUACCAUAGUAACGACGGUGGCGUAUUUAAUGGUGGCUCUGGAAAGAGGACAUACCGAUCAUAUGACAUAGGUGACACUGUUGCAGUUUAUUUAGAAAAGAUCGACGCCUACCAAUCAUUGGUAAAUUUCUUCCAUAACAAGCAGUUGGUGUUCAGAGAAUGGGCUCAUAUUCCGAUAUCCCAGCUACAUGCCACUAUAGGUCUUAGUGUAGGUGGGAUUGGAGAACUGCAAGUAACGUGGCCUAAGGAGGACGUGCAACUUGAAAAUGAUGUAGCAAACAUUGAUUCUUUAAGACAUUGGUUGACAAGUCCAGAGGUUGAAGUAAAGGAAGGUGAUCUAACAGUACGAUUAGCAGCUUUUGAUGACACAAGACUGGGAUUUAGUGCACAGGCGCCAAGACCAUUCAAUCCAACAUGGACCUAUUUUGAAGUAGAGGUGAUACUCAUGGUUGAUACUGCAGCCGGACCAGCAGUGGGCUUGUCUCCCCCAGUCUUUGAUAAGUUCAAAUACCCCGGAUGGACUCCUGACACCAUAGGUUACCAUGGUGAUAACGGUAAAGUCCUCAGAGAUGACCAAGCCAUAUGGCCAUACAACGAUGCAAAUUUGUCCAAUGAAAUGAGGUGUAGACAAGGUGAUCGUAUGGGGUGUGGUGUUCUUUGACUCCACGAUAUUACAUGGCAGGAAGAUGUCAGACGUGUUGGCAAUGAAGCUAUCGUAUAUUUCACCAAGAA